Molecule: messenger RNA, 2501 nt
Organism: Hordeum vulgare subsp. vulgare (domesticated barley)
Lineage: Eukaryota; Viridiplantae; Streptophyta; Magnoliopsida; Poales; Poaceae
Product: exocyst complex component EXO70A1-like
Exons: 12
Coding region: 306-2249 (647 amino acids)
Biological process (GO): exocytosis
Cellular component (GO): exocyst
Molecular function (GO): phosphatidylinositol-4,5-bisphosphate binding
Source: RefSeq, a predicted model, not a curated record
UCCGGGCGGAGGCAGGCGUUCGAACCAUUCUUCUCCUCCUCCCCGCGGCGACACAACCACGUCGUCGCCGACGACCCCACCCACCGAAUCGCGCCUCUCCGCCCUUCCUUCCCGCCAACCAUUCUCCUCCUCCUCCGCGCGGCCCUUCCAGAAUCUUCCAGAAGGAUCUCUCCCGGCGACGGCGCGCGUUCGAGGCGCACGCAUUUCCCGUCGCCCGCUCGAGAUCUCCCGGGCCGGCCUCGGGGAGCGGAAGGGGGGGGGGGGGGGGCGUUCCGUGAUCCGCGAGGAGGAGACCUCGGGGAGCGAUGGCGGUGUCGGCGCUUCCGCGGACGAUGGAGGCGCUGACGCGGCGGGCCACCAUGUUGCGCGACUCGCUGCACAAGAGCCAGGGGAACACGGACGGCAUGGUCGCCAUCCUCGGCUCCUUCGACCACCGCCUCUCCGCGCUCGAGGCCGCCAUGCGCCCCACCCAGGUGAGGACGCAUGCGAUCCGGAUGGCGCACGAGAACAUCGACAAGACGCUCAAGGCCGGCGAAGCCAUCCUCUCCCAGUUCGACCUUACCCGUCGGGCCGAGGCAACGAUAUUAAGAGGUCCCCAUGAGGAUUUGGAGAGCUACUUGGAGGCAGUGGAUAUUCUGAAAGGAAUCUCCCGCUUCUUUUCCUCGAAUAAGAACUUCAGAAGCAGUGAAGGAAUUCUGAAUCACGUCAACGGUCUGUUAGCGAAGUCUUCUCUGAAGAUCGAAGAAGAAUUUAAGCAGCUGAUGAGUACGUACAGCAAACCAAUUGAGCCCGAUCGUCUCUUUGAUUGUCUACCCAAGUCUCUGCGGCCAUCAAAAGACGACACUGAGCCUGGGAACGAUAACCAGUCUGACCAUCCAUCCAAAGGCUUGGAAACUGCUGUAUACAGGACCCCGACACUAGUUCCUCCAAGAAUACUGCCACUCAUGAAUGACAUAGCUCAGCAGUUGGUUCAGGCUGGAAAUCAACAGUCAUGCUACAAAAUUUACAGAGAAUCCCGUGGUUCAGCACUAGAGUUGAGCCUUCGGAAGCUGGGAGUAGAAAAACUUAGUAAAGAUGACGUGCAAAAGAUGCAAUGGGAGGCUUUGGAGGCUAAGAUUGGAAACUGGAUACACUUUAUGCGUAUUGCGGUUAAACUACUACUAGCUGGAGAAAGAAAAAUCUGCGAUCAGAUUUUUGAGGGUGUCAACUUUAACAAGGACCAAUGUUUUGCAGAAAUGGCAACAAAUAGCGUUGUGACUCUUCUCAGCUUUGGAGAUGCUGUUGCCAAAAGCAAAAGGUCUCCUGAAAAGCUGUUUGUAUUGCUAGACAUGUACGAAGUAAUGCGUGAACUUCAAUCAGAGAUUGAGGUGGUUUUCGAAGGAAAGGCUUGCUCUGAGAUGAGAGAGGCUGCAUUGGGCUUGACUAAGCGCUUGGCACAAACUGCUCAAGAAACCUUCGCUGAUUUUGAGGAGGCAGUUGAGAAGGAUGCUUCAAAGACUAUCGUUCAAGAUGGAACUGUCCAUCCUCUGACAAGCUAUGUGAUUAAUUAUGUUAAAUUCCUAUUUGAUUAUCAGUCGACGCUGAAGCUUCUGUUUCAGGAAUUCGAAACUGGUAGUGAGACAGAAUCUCAGCUUGCUGUUGUUACUAUGAGGAUAAUGCAAGCACUACAGAAUAACCUAGAUGGAAAAUCGAAACAAUAUAAGGAUCCUGCGUUGACUCACUUAUUUCUUAUGAACAAUGUUCACUAUAUGGUUAGAUCUGUACGCAGAUCAGAAGCAAAGGAUAUACUUGGCGAUGACUGGAUUCAGAGGCACCGUAGAAUUGUGCAGCAAAAUGCCAAUCAGUACAAACGUGUUGCUUGGGCAAAGGUUCUUCAGGCACUUUCCGUACAAGGUGCGCCAGGCAGCACUGGUUCGUCAACACCAGCAGACCUUAACAGCAGCGGAGUUUCAAGAGCUGUGGUCAAAGAACGGUUUAAAGCAUUCAAUACGCAAUUUGAAGAACUUCACGCGAAGCAAUCUCUAUGGAUUGUACCUGAUCAAGAAUUGCGUGAAUCCUUGAGGCUUGCUAUAGCUGAGGUUCUGUUGCCAGCCUAUCGAUCUUUCAUAAAACGUUUCGGCAAUCUUGUUGGGAGCGGCAAGAAUCCGCUGAAGUACAUCAGAUACAGCCCCGAACUGGUGGACAAACUCCUGGGCGAGUUCUUCGAAGGGCAGCAAUAUGGCGAGCCGAAGCACCAGCAUCGCCUGUAAGGUGUCUGCGGCAUCAAGUUCCAACCCCACAGAGAUCCCUGUCAAAGCACACAACUAACGAUCCCUUUGCACAGUAGCAGCAAUGCUGAUCAUCAUAUACUAGCAAUAUAGUGACCACCACAGAAAAGAAAAGGGUUUGCUGUUUCGUAGUCUCAGUGGCUCACAUGGCAGGCUAACAGUGUAAAGGUGUCGUCCUUCAAACUACCAGCCUUGUUCUAUCAUAAUAUAUGAGAUGCUGUUCUAUCAUGUUAA